UUGUAUGUAAUGUGUACUAUGUAACAUCUUGACUGAAUACACCUUAGCGUGUAUUCAGUCAUCAUCAAUAAUCAUUAACGCGAGCAAACGGCCGCGUAAGCGUAUGCGCAGGAUCGCACGCAACACUGCUGUCAAUCAUAUAAAUAUCAAUAAACAGAGCCGUUUGGUUCUCUUCAUCUUUGUACAUCAACCGAUCAACAAGUGUUAUCUUUAUCUCCAGAAAUCUCCCCCUAAAAGUUGUUAUACAAAAAGUGUAUUAAUUUAAAGAAUCGGCCUGCUGUAGUUCCUCCCGUGAGCUGUUUUAAAAUAAAGUUAAUUAUUGGUUCCGGAUCACCGGAUGCAAAAGUGGCGACGAGGAAAACUGGUGCGGCGGAGCAUUUUUCGGCGUACUCGGACGGCUACACGGAGCAACAUCACCCUAUCAUCCAGGAUCAGUGCGGCGGCGGCGGCGCUGAUAGGAAGUAAUUACGGUGAGAACGACACGGUGCACAGCAUAAAUCCCGAGUGCCUUUUCUUCUAUUUCGGAGGAUAAAUUCACAGCGGGUGGCCAUCCGGUUGUUUCCGGGUGCUGCUGGUUCCUUCCCGCUGGGUGGUGGUCGGAUCGUUUCUUCCCGCCGGGUGGCGAUUGGUGCCUGAUUUGUGGACAUCGUGGUAAGAUUCACAUCGAUCGGGUGAGUAACGAGCAAUUUUAGUUCGAUUUGAUUUUGAAGAUUUUUGCAAUCAUAUUGAUUGUGUGAAACUGUUGUAGGAAUUUUGACGUAGGACUACGCUAGACAAAUUUUGAUUGUUUUGAAAACUUUUUAACAUUUUUAAACUUUAUUGAUUGCAAUUAGUGUUGUGAACCUGUGAAAGUGUUUUAAAGACUAAACUAAUGCUUUUUGCUGACUUUUGGCAAAUAUGUCGUAUGUGUUGAAUCCUAAUAUUGAACCUUUCCGCAAAGGUCAAUCUUUUUCAACUUGGAUUAAACGAUUAGGAUAUCAUUUUCGAGUCAACAAGGUCAAUGACGAUCAAAAGAAGGAUCAAAUGUUUCUGUUAGGUGGAGAUUACCUUUUUAGUAUGGCGGACAAAUUGUAUCCGACCGAAGAAAUGUUAGACGGAGUGUCUUAUGAAAUUUUAGUGCAAAAGCUCAAAGAAAAAGUUGACAAAACUGAUUCAAUUCUACUACAAAGGCAUCAUUUUAGUAUGAAAGUGCAACAGCAUGGGGAAACUGCAAGUAAUUUUAUCUUUUCGCUUAAAGCUUUGGCGGAAUAUUGUGAAUUUGGUGACCAAAAGAAUCGCCUUAUAGUUGAUCGCAUUCUUGUUGGUUUAACUGAUAAUUCUCUUAGGCAUAGACUUUUAACUGAAGAUAGCUCAAAAUUGACUUUAGCACAAGUUGAAAACAUUAUCGCUUCAUGGAAAAUGGCGAAUAUUCAUACAAAAGUUUUGAAGAACAAUGACAAUUAUGACUUAGUGGCUUCAAUUUAUAACAGAUAUGCUUCUUCUAAUGGAAGACAAUUUGCUGAACGAAAAGUAAGAACAAGUCCCAAAGGUUUUCGUGGUUCAAUGAAUAGUCGUUUUGGUUUUCAAUCUGCGGAAGAUCGUUAUAACGUAACUAGGUCAAGAUUUCAGCAUCCUAGGCAUCGACAUCCACCAGCUGGUACAAUCCAUAGGCGCAGAAGAAUGGACGACACACGAUGGGCAAUGGAACAACCAAUCUGUGAUUACUGCGGACGAAGAGGACACCAGCGAAGACAGUGCUACAUACUGAGGGACAAUUUGAGCGAUGAAGAAGUCAGCUACAUUCCUGAGGCGGUUACCGAUGACACAAAUGGACUGUCCGAGGAAGUUGAUAGGCUAAUGACCAUCGAUUGUGGUUCGGACGGUAGUGAUUCAGGAGAACUAGAGUGUAUGCAUGUUUCUUCCAUUGAAAAAAGUGAUCCCUGUCUAUUGAAUAUCUCUAUUGAAGACAAUCCUGUACAAAUGGAGGUUGACAGUGGUUCCUCAGUUACAGUGAUGGACAAAAAUUCAUUUAAUUCUAAAUUUGACAUUCCUUUAUCAAAAAGCCUAAAACAACUUGUAGUGGUCAAUGGUUCCAGAUUAAAGGUGUCUGGAGAAGUGGAAGUUAAAGUUGAACAUAAUGACAAAAUAGCAAAUUUACAUCUUUUAGUGAUUGAUUGUGAUUACCAGUUCAUUCCUUUACUGGGUAGACCAUGGUUGGAUGAAUUUUGUCCCAACUGGAGAAAUUUUUUUGGUGAUUUGAUGCCAGUGAACAAUAUUUUGAAAAAUCAAAGCAAAACACUAGUUGCUGAUACAAAUUCAAACUUUAAGGACAUAGUUGUCAAGAAUUCGACUAAAACUGUAAAACAUUUUGAAUCCGACUUGAUUUUAAUUCGUGAAGUACCCAUUUUUGAACAGUUUUAUGACGUUCCCUUUUAUUUUCGGGAGAUUAUUUUCAAAUGUGAUAAUAGGUUAAAUACAGAGAAGUCAAUUAUUACUAUUGAAACAAAACCUCAAGCAACUGCUAAUAUUUUGGACAAAGUUAAACAACCGUGCAUUUCAACGCUUGAUUUGUUGAAUGCAGUGCAAGCCUUAAACAACAGUGCUGCCUUAAUGGGUAAUGCUGAUGUUUGCUUACGAUUUCGAUCAAUAGUGUCCUUGCCUACGAAAUAUGAUCGAGAACUGCAAAAAAUCUUUAUGUUUGAGAACAACUUACCGGUUAGCUUUCUGGAUAUUGCAAAUCAGACAAAGCGUUAUACAUUUUUAUCAAAGCUUUCAAACUUUUUACACCAUGGUUGGUACGCUGACAUUGAACAGUUUGUGGUUGCUUGUGGACUUUGUGCAACUGUGGCAAUACUACCAAAACUAAACAUUAGGACAAAAAGCAAACCUGCCGAGACACCAUUUAGUAAGAAACACACAAUUCAUUUUCGUUUCAAGCACAAUGCCUUCUUAUUGUUGGUGAACAGUUUCUCUAAAUGGGUGGAGGUAAAUAGUAUGAGGAAAAUUUUAUUAAAACUUGCUGAUUGUUUUGGAUUGCCAGACUUAUUGUCGGACAAAGGUCUCUCGUUUAACACGCUAUCAAAAUUCAUAACUAAGGAAAUACAAAGCAUUAAUGUAACUAACAAACAUUACAAUCCUGCUGAUACUGGCCAGGAAAAGCUGCGACCUAUGACAUUUUACUUCAAGCAAGAAAUUGUUAAGUUGUGUGUGAGAGACCGGAUAACUUUGAAAAUUUUGACGUUGAAGGUUGAAUUUCCUUCUGAAAAUGUACUUGGCUGUUUAGUAUUGAUGGUUACCAACAUGGUUAACCAAAACAGAAAUUAUCAGCUAAUGCUGAUACUACUGUUUCUACUGUUUUUGAAAGCAAAUCAAUACUACACUGACGACAUUACAUUUAUGGUGUGGAGUAAGCAAAACAUUCCACAUCUACAAGAACAAUGGGUAAUUUUUUGUUUCUCAAUGCGGAUUUCUGAAAACUUAUUACAGAUCCUGGUAGAUACCAAAACGAGAUCAACCGCUCAUUCUACUCGAAUUCGGAUCGUUGAAGAUGGACGAGAACCAGAGCUGUCAACACGGUCGAUACGAGUGGUCGAGACUGGUCGGUCAAUGCCGGCUAUCGCUGAACCUGAUAGCGGAACCGUGGACGGAGAUGAUAUCCGGCAAAUACCGGAUCAGAGUGAUAUUGAAGGAAGAAGAAAAAGUUAUAUAUUAAUAGAGCAUAGAAACGUGAAAAGAAAAGCCCAGUCGGAAUCGGUAGUGCUUACUGGCCUACCCCGGCGUUCGAGAAGAACUAGGAAAACUAUGAGACAAAAAGUUCGAAUAUUUUUAUGUUUUUUAUUGAAUUAUUGUUCAAGCUUUUGUAAGAGGGAAGAGCUAAUGUGUACUAUGUAACAUCUUGACUGAAUACACCUUAGCGUGUAUUCAGUCAUCAUCAAUAAUCAUUAACGCGAGCAAACGGCCGCGUAAGCGUAUGCGCAGGAUCGCACGCAACACUGCUGUCAAUCAUAUAAAUAUCAAUAAACAGAGCCGUUUGGUUCUCUUCAACUUUGUACAUCAACCGAUCAACAAGUGUUAUCUUUAUCUCCAGAAAUCUCCCCCUAAAAGUUGUUAUACAAAAAGUGUAUUAAUUUAAAGAAUCGGCCUGCUGUAGUUCCUCCCGUGAGCUGUUUUAAAAUAAAGUUAAUUAUUGGUUCCGGAUCACCGGAUUCA
Molecule: messenger RNA, 4188 nt
Organism: Aedes albopictus (Asian tiger mosquito)
Lineage: Eukaryota; Metazoa; Arthropoda; Insecta; Diptera; Culicidae
Exons: 2
Coding region: 898-3870 (990 amino acids)
Molecular function (GO): nucleic acid binding; zinc ion binding
Source: RefSeq, a predicted model, not a curated record